AAAGCAAUUACCCCACAGAGUCUCAUAGAGGUCUGAGAGACAGGCGGAGCCCGCACUUCUGCAAAACAAGAGCUGUCAGUAUUUAAAAAGAAAAGAGUUUUUCAGCGUGAGGGACUAAUCAAAGCAUUAGGCAUUGCAACCAUCAUUGAUCAGCAUGAAUUUAUUAAUACUAGCGACUCUUUUUUCAAUGGUUUCGGCCGAAAAAUCACCUCGGCUGAAAUUCGCCGUUGUGGAGGCUCCUCGGUUUCGCUUUCUGAAACCGGAGAACUACACGUCGGUUUACCACCAAGAGGGAACCGAAGUUUUGUUUGUGGGGGGCCAAGAGGUCAUCUAUAAACUCAUCUUCAGUGAUAAAGGAGUGCAUGAUACCCAGAUCCCCGUGGUGACGGAUGAGACUACAAAAAAGACAUGUGUUUCAAAAUCAGCUGUACGGAAGCACGAGUGUGAUAACUUCAUCACUGUACUUGAGAAGGUCGGUGACUCUUUUAUUGCUUGUGGGACAAGAGCAGGUUCACCUAAAUGUUGGCACCUGGUAAAUGGCAGCGAAUUGAAAGAUAUGCAAGAGGAAAUAUCAGCACAUGAUAUCUUGGCACCUUUCCCCUCUCAGCGUACCAUCAGCCUGUCAGCAGAUGGGAAUCUGUACUCUGCUCUGUCAGCAGCCACAGGACAGGCUGGAUCAAUCCGCCGCACCUAUGGAUCCAAAAAGCUGCUGAAGACAGAGACUAAAUGGUUACAAAAUCCCCAGUUUGCAGGAGCCGCUGUGAUGCCGUACCAUGACAAAAUCAAAGAGGAGAUCUAUUUCUUCUUUAGUGAGGUCAACACUCCAGCGAGCCAAGAUGAAGAACCAUACAGAGCUCGGAUAGGACGAGUGUGCAUGGUGGAUGAGGGAGGGCUUACAAAUCUGCUGCCCAACUCCUGGACCACGUUCAUGAAGGCUCGUGUGAUGUGCGGGAAAAAAGGAACUCCUGUACAGUACAACAACAUCAAGCAGGCGUUUGUUCUGACCUCUCACCAUCGUACUGGAGUGAUGUACGGUCUCUUCUCCAAUGCCUGGAACACCACAGUAGUGUGCGCAUACUCCAUCGAGGACAUUGACAAAGCUUUUUCCACAUCUAAACUGAAGGGAUACAACACAUCUUUGGCUUCCCCGCGUCCUGGAACGUGUGCUUUCAAGAAUAACACAGGGGCUCAUAACCAGAAGAUCCUGACUGUGAUCCGGGACCACCCUGAGAUUGAUGACAUGAUCAAGCCAGUCGGAGAGGCUCCCCUGGACCUGCCGGUUGAAGACCAUUUCACUCAUAUUGUGGCCGACACAGUCCUGGCUGUCAAUGAUGAGCACUAUAGUGUCAUUUAUCUGGGCACAGAAACUGGUAAAAUCCUGAAGGUUUUACAUACCAUUGAAGGAGCGUUUAUCAUUGCACAGUACUCAUUAUUCAACGAUGAUAGUCCCGUCACCAACAUGGCCAUUGACUCCCAAAAGGGUCAUCUGUAUGUUGGCACCGAGCUGGAAGUACAGCGCCUCCCCCUGGCUGACUGUGGUCGAUACGGUGUCAGUUGUAGGGAAUGCAUUCUUUCACGUGACCCGUAUUGUGCGUGGGAUAUGGUGAAGAAAAAGUGUACUGCUAUCCCAGCAGAAAGCGGGAACCUUGUUCAAACUCUUGAACACUCCAAUGCCUCAGUUUGUGGAGAUGUUAAAGCUCCAAAGGCACGUAGCACCGUCCCCAAAGAAGUGUUAGUGGACAAAGACGGACCAGUCUUGCUGCCGUGCCCCGUGCGUUCCUAUCAUGCCAAAUACCGCUGGGAAAAAGACAACUGCAUCAAGCAAUACCCCUGCACCAUCUCUGGCUCUUCCUGCGUGCUGGCACCCACCCCAGACCUGCCCCUGAAGGAGGGUGUGUUCCGCUGCAUGGCGGUGGAGAGCGGUCUCCAACAGGAGGUGGUCUCCUACAAGCUGGUGUUCAACGGUGGGUCUCUCUCCACCUCGCUAGCAUCCACCCUGGGCUCAACUGUGCUGCUGGCUGCUGCGGCACACUGGCUCCUGUAGUUGGGAAGGAAACCAGAUGAGUGGAAGUUUUGUGCUAAGGUCAGCAAAGCAUGCACCUAGGCCUGUCUAAACUGCAGGGGAGAAGCUGUUCUCUGUAUAAACUGUGUUUCUUAUUUGGAGCUACCACACGUUUCUAGUUUUUGUUCGAAAGGCCGAGAAAAUGCCUGAAGUUGUCUCAUCUUGCAAAAUGUUUUAUCAUACAGUUCCAAACUAAAGUGUUAUGUAUACAUGAACUUACGUAAGUGAUAUUUCAUGCCAUCUGCCUGAAAGCAAACACUAUAUAUUCAAAUAUCUAAUACAUCUGUACUGCAUCGUACAUGCUUGCAAAAUGUUUGUGCCAUCAUUCAGAUGUUUCAGAGGACCGCACUGCUAACCAGCUCUCAGACAUGGAUUAUCAUAUCUUUUUUCUGAAACAUACUUAUUGUGAGUAUUCAGAAUUGCCAAGUUACUUAUAUCUGUUAAAAAUUGAAGUGUUGUUGAAACGUAAAUGUGCCAUUCAAUAUAUUUUUCAUUGUGUGCCAUACGGACAGUUCUAAAGCCUUAAAACAAGGAUGAGUCUUUUAUAGCUGUAAGAGUCUCAUCCUAAGCACAACUCGCAAACUGAGCAGAAGCUUCAGAACCUGCUGAACAUUCGGUUUUCUGACCUGACAAACAAUGUUAUUUCAGCGUGACUUUAGGAGAAAAUAGAGCUUUUUAAAGCUUCUAUAGCAAGCCUAAAGACAGAAAGAUGGUUUGGAAUGCAUCAUAAUUAUAAAUGUAAAUUUCGAAUUCAAUUCCAUAACAAAACUGGAGGCAGAAAAACAGAUUGAACCCCUUUUGCUUGGUAGGUUGACAAAAUGUACAGCAUCAUCAGAGAGUUUAAUGGUCCGUCACUGUGUUUAACAAAUAGAUAUGGACACUAUUGCAUCCUUGAUGUUUGUAUUUUUCAUGAAUCGUUCAGACCAAACGUAUACACUAUUCAUUAUGUAUUAUUUAGUGGUCAAAUACUCUUGAAUAGAUUUGACAGAUGUGAUUAAGUUGUUUUGUAGUUGCAGUGAAAAGCAGCUUGUGUCUAUUGUUAUAACGUUCUUUUAAUUCUAAUGCUCUACAUAUGCUGUUCUUCACCAUUGCUGCCUAUUUCUGAUGGAUCUAAAUAAUCAUCCUGCAUUGAGGUGUUCAGACUGUAAAUCUGUCCCCGUUUGACUUCACGUCAUUCAAUUUCAUCAUCAACGGCUUUCGAUAAAACUUCAUGAUAGUUAUCGUACUCGCAUUACAAUUUCCACACAGACAUAAUUUAUAUAUACAAUAUACUCAUAAAAGAACUAGCACAGUUCUAAUGGUCACCUCUAACACCCCCACCACAAAUGUUCUGUUUUUUUCUUCUUCUCUCAAAGCAACUGACCCCAAAUGCCAAUUCUGUAUUUAACCUUGUUCUUUCCUCACAGUAUUUUGGGAGAAGAAAUGGAAUCAGUGCAAUGAAAAACCGAUCACUAAUUAACCAGAAGUGCAUUGUGUUUACAGUGGUGACUUUAAUUGUUUAUUUGUAGUUGUUUAUGUAGCCGUGUUUGUUUACUGCAGUUUCAUUGCUUUGUACAUCUAUGUGGAUCUCUGGGUCGAUGUUUGGACGUUAUAAUCAAAAGUGUCAUAAAUGAAAGCCAUGUAAAUAGUCCAGGGACUGCAACAUCGCUGUAUCUUGUUACUGCAUUAGCUACUGAUGCUAGCUCAUGCUAACCUUCUGUUUGCAUGCUGAAUGUCAGCUCUGUCGCCCUCUCUGUGUACUUGUAUCUUUGUCUCUUGGCCUAACGUGCUACAUUGCACUAAACGCAGGAAAAGUUGUAGUGCCAAACUGAUGUUGUCUCAUUUUGUUAGAGAGCUUUUCUAACUUUUCAACUGUGCUUCGUUGCCAAACAUUUACCUUUUCUGACAAACAUACUGUAUGUGGAACCUAGAUACACAGACACAUGCACAUACUCCAAAUCACUUUUGUUGAGGUAAAUGACCUUCGGUAUAUAACAUUAAGUUGUGUAGAUCACAAAAGUUUAGUUUCUAUUAGUUUAUUAGAGUUUUACUCUGUAACUGGUGUUGUAGGCUCAUUUAAGAUCAUUUUAAAUAAGUUUGAAUUGCUGUCAUUAGCUAUUUUUUUGCCCAGUGAAGUGUUUUCUGUGUAGAUACAUGCAGCAGUUUACAGCUCAAUGUGUCUAGUGUAGGUCUACACCUAAUGAUUUAUAUGGUUACCAAAAAUAGAACCCUUUUUUCUAAAGGGAUUGAUGACCUUGUACAAUACAGUAAUAUACAAUUACAUGAACUGUUUCCCUGAAAAUGUGCAUUACAAUAAAAGUAAAAAUACUCUCC
Molecule: messenger RNA, 4375 nt
Organism: Triplophysa rosa
Lineage: Eukaryota; Metazoa; Chordata; Actinopteri; Cypriniformes; Nemacheilidae
Exons: 14
Coding region: 155-2044 (629 amino acids)
Biological process (GO): positive regulation of cell migration; neural crest cell migration; negative regulation of axon extension involved in axon guidance
Molecular function (GO): chemorepellent activity; semaphorin receptor binding
Source: RefSeq, a predicted model, not a curated record